Messenger RNA from Grus americana (Whooping crane), 2993 nucleotides. It is a transcript of the gene TAFA3, whose product is annotated as TAFA chemokine like family member 3. The record is from RefSeq and is a predicted model, not a curated record. The transcript has 6 exons. Lineage: Eukaryota; Metazoa; Chordata; Aves; Gruiformes; Gruidae. Gene Ontology annotation, molecular function: receptor ligand activity. Bases 241 to 642 code for a protein of 133 amino acids.
CGAGCCCCGCCGAGCGCUGCCGGCGCCGCCGCCGCCCGGCGAUGCCAGCGGCCCCCGGCCGCAGCGGGCCGCGGACGCGGCGCUGAUCCGGCGGAGCGGGCGGACGGCGGCCAUGGGCAGCGGCGGCCCCGGCCCGCACGGACGGCACCGGCAGAUGCGCUGAUGUCUGCCCCGUGCAAAGACCUGACCCACCCGAGGUUGGCAGACGCGCAGGUGUUAGCGUGAAACCCCAGUAAGAGAAUGAGUGAGAGAGACAUACAAAGCCUGAGCAAAUGGGUUUUCGUGCUCACUCUCUGCCUUACCACGCUGUGGGGAAGACUGACGCUGGCCUCCACCCAUCACCGAAGCCAUUCAGCGCACGUAGAGCCCGGCACGUGCGAAGUCAUUGCAGCUCACAGGUGCUGCAAUAAGAACAAGAUCGAGGAGCGCUCCCAGACGGUGAAAUGCUCCUGCUUCCCGGGGCAGGUGGCAGGGACAACGCGGGCGGCUCCCUCCUGCGUGGACGCCUCCAUCGUGCUGCAGAAGUGGUGGUGCCAGAUGGAGCCCUGCCUCGACGGGGAGGAGUGCAAGGUGCUGCCCGACCUCUCGGGCUGGAGCUGCAGUAGCGGCAACAAAGUGAAGACGACCAAGGUCACACGAUAACCUCCGUGCGACUCGGCGGCACGGACCAGCCUCCGUGCGGGUCCCCGGUGCUCUGCAGAGCCGUGAGCAGCAGGAUGUGGCCCGGGUGAUGCCUGCAGAGUCGGGAUGCUCCGGGGCUGCUGUCCUGUGUCUGCUGGUGGGACCGUGCCAGGUACCGGAUCAGAGCAUCUGCUGAGCGCUGGCUUCCUCGGAGGCUGCAAGUAUGGGACCCCGGCACUGCUGCAAGACUCCUGUCACUCCCCGGUCCCCUCCUGCCCCGUGGACACACUCACUGACCAAGAAACGGGCUCAUUUUCCCAUCCUCUUAAAUAAAAUACUCCAAUCACGUAAGAGCUGUUGACAAUACAGAGACAGACAGACAGCGAUCCUCCAAAAAGGGGCUUUAUUCCGAAAUAGCUGAAAUUAUUGCUGUGAGUCGCCUUUCCCCAUCUCCCAAGAUGUUGAAUCAGGGUCGCCGUCAGGAAUUGGGAAGUCAAUGGUUGUGUGAACCCUCCGGUUUGGCUCACGGCUCCUGGCCCGGUGGGUUCCCAGGAGUGGGCGCUGAGCUCCGGGCCUGAUCUGGAGUCGCCGGGGGGCUGCUCCGGCCCCGGAGCGUUGUGCUUUCCCUGCCCCACCACCCGGCUGCUGUGACCAUGUGUGGCCGACGCGGUGGCGUGGCCGGGGUGUCUGACACCCCCGUCAGUCCCCAGAGAUGGGGAAAUGUCUCCAUGGAGCAUGCUGCUGGUUUCUCCUUCCUCAGUAGUUGCAUUAAUCAAGCUGCGAGUUUAAUAUCUGUUCUCUACUGUGCAAGUCCCAGGCACCAAGUUACUGCUUGUGUUUGCAAUCGAAUUUCAGAAUAACGUGUGGGGGAAGCCCUCUUUUGCCUGCGGGCCUGCUGUGCCUGACACUGUGCAGAUGCCCAGCCAGAGACCCAGAUCGAGCCAGGUUUUGUUGUAUUCGUUCCAAAUAAAGAAAAAUGUACCAUCUCCUGGCCCUGAGCUCGUGACCUUCUCCAGGAUGCACCGUUUCCCCUGGCUGGGCAGCUCAAGGGGGAGAGGAUGGGAGCCCCGAGGUCCCGGUGUCGGCGGGGCUGGGGACACCGGGGCUGCCGCACUCGCGGGGCCAACGGCACGUGGCCUGAGCAGGAGCAUCGCUGCGGGGAGCGGGGCCAACGCCUCCCCGGGCACCCCAGCUCCGUGACCCGCACAGGGAGACGUGCCGGCUCAGGCGGGGCGGGAGGCUGGAGCCCGUGCUCCGGCUGCCACCGGCAGGACUCGUUAUUUAAACGUUUUUGUAAUGGGGUACGUCAUACCUGCUCCAGAUGUGAUGUAAAUACCAGACUGUGAAAUAAUAAAUUCAUUUUAAUCUCUGCAAAGGAUCUUUUCAUUCAGCAGCGAAGGAAGGCUUCGGGAGUGCUGCUCUUGCCCACCAGAUCCGAGGCGGAGGGGCUGGCGGCUCUGCCCUGGCCGUUCUAAUCCCAACCAGCUCGCGCAAUGGCGGCCGCUCUCAUUACUCCUGCAACUGUCUAAUUCUCUGGCUCAAUAAAAUCUUUUGGCUGAGACUUUACGCUCUCUAAUUACACGUUGCAUUAUAAAGGCAUACUCUUUCGUUUAGCCAAACCGCAGAGGAACAGUUCAGGUGAUGCUCAACGGGCUGAUUUUCGUCUCGAUUUCACUGACUUUGCCGCAGGGAUGUGUCUGCCCGUGUCUCUCCGUUUCCACACGCCGAGAUCUGAUCGGUGGCAACCUUCUCCGGUGGGCAGGUAGCCGUGCCUCGGGGCCGUGGCUGCUGAUGUGCUGCCGGUGUGGGCACGGCGUUUGUCCCGUCGUGGCCCCUGCGUGGCUCGGCUGCUGGGUUACCCGGCAAAGGGCUUUCAUUUUUUGUAAAGUGUUUGGAUACGCUUUUUGUUACUACCCGUUGCACUGGCUGGAAUGGUUUGAGGAGCAGCAGCGGGCAAAGCCCAGCAGAGGAGGAGCCGGCAGCUGCCUGCGGCUGCCUGCGCGCCCGUGGCCGUCGAGCUCUCCCGACGUCGGGACAUCGCUGAUGGAACAGCCCCGGCUGCGUGGUGGCUUUCUGUCCUGGGGCUGGCACAGCUGAAUGACCAAAAAUACCCUUGAAAUGGCUUUCCUCCAUCAAAGGAGUGAGACGAGCCGGGGCCCCGAGUUAUCCGGAGAAGGGAUGCACAGCAGGAGCCUCCUUCCCUGGGGAGAAAAGACUAAGAUGGACAAAAGAUACAGGAAAAAAACCACCGUCAGCUUUCUGUACCUCUCCUGAUGCAGAGCUAUAUCUGGGGGGACAUCUUAGGAGUUAAAAGCAGCAAAUGGAGAAAAAAAAUAACAAAUUCAGAGUAAUUGGCAAGAGAUUGCUCAGCA